Molecule: messenger RNA, 1416 nt
Organism: Brenthis ino (lesser marbled fritillary)
Lineage: Eukaryota; Metazoa; Arthropoda; Insecta; Lepidoptera; Nymphalidae
Source: the annotation of a GenBank genome assembly
AUGAAUGUAGAAAACAGUGCACCUGAAAAGUAUGAAGAGCUCACGGCCGUUGAGACCUAUUCUUUUCUAGCGCUAAUUGAUGUGGUGUUCACAGAGGGCUCAAAGAAAACCUGCACCGGGACCAUUAUUCACGAUAACGUAGUUAUCACCGCCGCGCACUGCUUUUCAGAAGACGAUGAAAAAGCAGAACUCACAGCAUCAUUCGUAGUAAUUGGUUCGAAAAAAAUGUUCGACACUGGCUACGAACAGUACCUGCCAAUUGAACGGGUUAUAAUCCAUCCAAAAUAUAGAGGCUGGACGGCUGAUUUGGCUUUAGUGUAUACCUUUGCUGGCAUGAUGUCUGAUAAGCCUGGAAGGGUUAUACGAUUGGCCAGUGAGGCGACCAGUACGCCAGAUUCUGACGUUACUGUUUUUAGUUGGGGACGCUGUAUAGAUGAGGUCUCAGUGACUGCCCGACACACUGAAGUUCCUAAUUCUGAUGAAGAUGACAGUGAAUCAAAGGGUAAGCUUCGAACCAGAAAAACUCAAGUAACUUCGUUCACUGGAAUAUACUCAAAUGUUGAGGAUGAAACCGUUAGUCUCCCUGCCCAUAAAGACAAACAAAGUGCCAAAAAUAAAAUGCUAGUGGGAAAGAUGACUUCUAAAACAAAGCAUCGAAAGAAUAAAAAGAAGCCAAGACGACAAAAAUAUCGUGAACCGUCCUCCGUUGCCCUAACUCCAAACAAAAAAUCAAAAAGAAUACAUAAGAUAAGAAAGACUACGAAAUAUGACAUUUCAUCUGAUCAAGAAGAUGCUAAAUUUCAUCAUUAUCAAGAAACAGAUAAAAACUUAUCAAAUUUUAAUAGUAAAGAAGACCGAGAUGGCUGGGAACAGGAAAAGGUAUAUUUGAGAAAGGUUUUUAAAGAACCAGUUGAUAAAGAAAAAAAAAGGAAUCGAGUAGCUCGUAAGAACACGAACAAGAUAACACGUUAUGAAAAUAAUUGGCGACGCACAAUGGGAAAUCAAAAAAAUACAUUAACUUCUGAAGUAUUUGGCUUUGUAAACAUACAGACUUGUAGUAAAUUGGUGGAGAAAACUAUGCCUUCCUUAUAUGAAAUAAAAAAUCCCAACGAAGUCCUUUGCUACGCAAAUGAGGCGUUCUACAUAACUGAGGAAGAUUCUGGAGCACCAGCACUACGUCAGGGUCGCCUAGUGGCCGUGACAGUGGGCGGUAUAAAUUACGGCGGAGAGCGAGUAGCAGUUGGUAUGAAGAUGAUAUGUUUCUGUGCUUGGAUCGCUGAAAAUUUGCCACAAACUGGUCAUAAAAUUGAAUGCUGUAAGAAGUGCUGUGGAACGAAAAAAGAGGAAGAGGAUAUUUUAAGACAUAUACAUAAAAAAAAGAAAGGUAGUUAUGUGGAUAUGAAUAAUAGUAAAAAA